This is a messenger RNA of Equus quagga, 4022 nucleotides long. RefSeq names its product dermatan sulfate epimerase (gene DSE). The coding region runs from base 206 to 3085 and encodes 959 amino acids. Gene Ontology annotation, molecular function: chondroitin-glucuronate 5-epimerase activity. The record is from RefSeq and is a predicted model, not a curated record. NCBI's taxonomy places the organism in Eukaryota, Metazoa, Chordata, Mammalia, Perissodactyla, Equidae. The transcript has 6 exons.
CGAAGACGGAAUCUGAUGUCGCCAUCAUCUAGUGCCCCCUCUGUGUGGGUUCAGCAAAAGGAGAAAGUGCUGGUUACUUCGGAGAGAUGUAGAUGUGUGAGCAACUGCCCUGGCUCCUUGGAGCUGCUGAGAUUGAAAGGGAGAAAACACAAGAUCUUUCGAAGAUGGUUUGGCUGCCUUGGAGAUUUGGAGAUCUGAUGCCACGAUGAAGACACACACACGGGGGGCUCCCAGUGUGUUUUUCAUAUAUUUGUUUUGCUUUGUAUCAGCCUACAUCUCCGACGAGAACCCAGAAGUCAUGAUUCCCUUCACCAACGCUAACUAUGACAGCCACCCGAUGCUGUACUUCUCCAGGGCGGAGGUGGCGGAGCUCCAGCUCAGGGCCGCCAGCUCGCACGAGCACAUUGCUGCCCGGCUCACGGAGGCGGUGCACACCAUGCUGUCCAGCCCCUUGGAGUACCUCCCUCCCUGGGAUCCCAAGGAGUACAGCGCCCGCUGGAAUGAAAUUUACGGCAACAACUUGGGUGCCUUGGCGAUGUUCUGUGUGCUGUAUCCUGAGAACAUUGAAGCCCGAGACAUGGCCAAAGACUACAUGGAGAGGAUGGCAGCUCAGCCUAGUUGGUUGGUGAAAGAUGCUCCUUGGGAUGAAGUCCCGCUUGCUCACUCCCUGGUUGGUUUUGCCACUGCCUAUGACUUCUUGUACAACUACCUGAGCAAGACGCAACAGGAGAAGUUUCUUGAAGUGAUUGCCAAUGCCUCGGGAUAUAUGUAUGAGACUUCAUACAGGAGAGGAUGGGGAUUUCAAUACCUGCACAAUCAUCAGCCCACCAACUGCAUGGCUUUGCUCACAGGAAGCCUAGUUCUGAUGAAUCAAGGGUAUCUUCAAGAAGCUUACUUAUGGACCAAACAAGUCCUGAGCAUCAUGGAGAAGUCACUGGUCUUGCUCCGAGAGGUGACGGACGGCUCCCUCUAUGAAGGAGUUGCAUAUGGCAGCUACACCACUAGAUCACUCUUCCAGUAUAUGUUUCUCGUUCAGAGGCACUUUGACAUCAACCACUUUGGCCAUCCAUGGCUUAAACAACACUUUGCAUUUAUGUAUAGAACCAUCCUGCCAGGGUUUCAAAGAACUGUGGCUAUUGCAGACUCAAAUUACAACUGGUUUUAUGGCCCAGAAAGCCAAUUAGUGUUCCUGGAUAAAUUUGUCAUGCGUAACGGCAGUGGCAAUUGGCUGGCUGACCAAAUCAGAAGGAACCGUGUGAUGGAAGGUCCAGGGACACCAUCCAAAGGGCAGCGCUGGUGUACUCUUCACACAGAAUUUCUCUGGUAUGAUGCCAGCUUGAAAUCUGUUCCUCCUCCAGAUUAUGGCACCCCUACAUUGCAUUAUUUUGAAGACUGGGGUGUUGUGACUUACGGAAGUGCACUGCCUGCAGAAAUCGAUAGAUCUUUCCUUUCCUUUAAGUCAGGAAAACUUGGGGGACGUGCAAUAUACGACAUUGUCCACAGAAACAAAUACAAAGAUUGGAUCAAAGGAUGGAGAAAUUUUAACGCAGGGCAUGAACAUCCUGAUCAAAACUCAUUUACUUUUGCUCCCAACGGUGUGCCUUUCAUUACUGAGGCUCUCUACGGGCCAAAGUACACCUUCUUCAACAACGUUUUGAUGUUUUCCCCGGCUGUGUCAAAGAGCUGCUUUUCUCCCUGGGAGGGUCAGGUCACAGAAGACUGCUCAUCAAAAUGGUCUAAAUACAAGCAUGACCUGGCAGCCAGCUGUCAGGGGAGAGUGGUUGCAGCAGUGGAGAAAAAUGGAGUGGUUUUCAUCCGAGGAGAAAGUGUGGGAGCUUAUAACCCCCAGCUCAAUCUGAAGAAUGUUCAGAGGAAUCUGAUCCUCCUGCAUCCACAGCUUCUCCUGCUUGUGGAUCAAAUACAUCUGGGAGAGGAGAGCCCCUUGGAGACAGCAGCCAGCUUCUUCCACAAUGUGGAUUUUCCUUUUGAGGAGACAGUGGUAGACGGGGUCCAUGGGGCUUUUAUCAGGCAGCGAGAUGGUCUCUACAAAAUGUACUGGAUGGAUGAUACUGGCUACAGUGAGAAAGCAACCUUUGCUUCAGUGAUGUACCCUCGGGGCUAUCCCUACAAUGGGACCAACUAUGUGAAUGUCACCAUGCACCUCCGAAGUCCCAUCACCAGGGCAGCUUACCUCUUCAUAGGGCCAUCCGUAGAUGUUCAGAGCUUCAGCAUCCACGGAGACUCUCAGCAACUGGAUGUGUUCAUAGCCACCAGUGAGCAUGCUUAUGCCACUUACCUUUGGACAGGUGAGACCACAGGACAGUCUGCUUUUGCACAGGUCAUUGCAGAUCGUCAGAAAAUUCUGUUUGACCGGAGUUCCGCCAUCAAGAGCACCACUGUGCCUGAAGUGAAAGACUAUGCUGCUAUUGUGGAACAGAACCUGCAGCAUUUUAAGCCAGUGUUCCAGCUGCUGGAGAAGCAGAUCCUGUCCCGAGUCCGGAACACAGCUAGCUUUAGGAAGACUGCUGAGCGCCUGCUGAGAUUUUCAGACAAGAGACAGACUGAGGAAGCCAUCGACAGGAUUUUUGCCAUAUCACAGCAACAGCAGCAGAAGCAAAGCAAGUCAAAGAAAAACCGAAGGGGAGGCAAACACUAUAAAUUUGUGGAUGCUGUCCCUGAUAUUUUUGCACAGAUUGAAGUCAAUGAAAAAAAGAUUCGACAGAAAGCUCAGAUUUUGGCACAGAAAGAACUGCCCAUAGAUGAAGAUGAAGAAAUGAAAGACCUUUUAGAUUUUGCAGAUGUAACAUAUGAGAAACACAAAAAUGGUGGCUUGAUGAAAGGCCGGGUUGGACAGGCACGGAUGGUGACAACUACUCACAGCAAAGCCCCGUCACUGUCUGCGUCAUAUACCAGACUGUUCCUGAUUCUGAAUAUUGCUAUUUUCUUUGUCAUGUUGGCAAUGCAACUGACUUAUUUCCAGAGGGCCCAGAGCCUCCAUGGCCAAAGAUGUCUUUAUGCAGUCCUUCUAAUAGAUAGCUGUAUUUUAUUGUGGUUGUACUCGUCUUGUUCCCAGUCACAGUGCUAGCACAGAAGCUAUAAAUUGCUUCGUCAUUUUGAGGUCACGAGUCUAUGCAAAAAAAAAAAAAAAUCAUUGCCCUAGUUUGUCAUUGGAUUUUUUUCUCAGAUCCAUUUUAACAAAGUAAGGGGAAGAUAUUUUCACACAAGAAAGCAGAUAAAUCAGAAUUGGAACAGGCAAAGAAUUUAUCAAAGGACUAAGACUAGCUCGGUUGUCACACGGUGUUUCUGGAAGUGUUUGGCUUGUCUAAUUUAGCAGUCCACUUAAGACUACUCUAAGAAGAAACAAAGAGUCUGGUUUAAGUAAUAUUUUUUCUUAAGAGACACAAAAAAGAUUUAGAUAGAAUUGGAUUUUAUUAAUAUUAAUUUAAUGCUAUUAGCAAUCUCCAGAUACUGUUUUAUGAAAAGACUGAAGCACACGAUUCUGAGAAAUACAGAAUUUUUUUUUAAUGGUGUAGUCAUGUUGAAAAAUAAAUGUUGCUAAGUCCUGGUAUGGUGGCAUCAACUUCCACGGAGAGUAGUUCAUUAGUUAAGUGAAUAACAGCACCUGUAUAUUGGAUUACUAUUCAGAUAACGUAGUAAAAUGAUGGCAGAAGAUCAUUAAAAACUUAAAAUAUAUUUCCAGUAGAAAACAUAUAUAUAUGAAUGACUAUUUCCUCGAUGAUGUUGGUCUUUGCACACACAAAAUUGAUUGCUUUUAUGAAUCCAUUGGUUGUUCAAUAAAUAAGACAAUAAUAGGUAACUUAAUUUUCUAUUUUCCUUAUAUGGAAAACUGUUGUAGAUCCAAUGACUAAACUUCAGAAUAAAAUACUUUAUAUCGUAAACGUUGAUUUCAAUACCAAAGAAGAUGGGGAAUCUGAAAGUUGAAUGUGAUUCUUAUGUUUAUUAAUAGAAAACUUUCUUCAACUUUAUUUUGCUAAAUAAACAUGAUAUUUGUGAUUUUUCUA